Molecule: messenger RNA, 822 nt
Organism: Stereum hirsutum FP-91666 SS1
Lineage: Eukaryota; Fungi; Basidiomycota; Agaricomycetes; Russulales; Stereaceae
Exons: 7
Coding region: 214-822 (202 amino acids)
Source: RefSeq, a predicted model, not a curated record
CUCUCACACCAUCACCGAUGGAGGCAAUCACGAUUUCACGGUCGUACCAUAAUACAUGAAUCGCUUCGUUCCAUACCAUACCCAUUGCAACCGCCACCUCCAGCGUACUCUAGAAUCGUUUCAUAUCCUCUGUAGCUGCCGACACAAUAUAACUCGACCUAACCACGACCAAUCAGACCACCACCGUCCGAGUCGUCAUAUCAACAAUUAAUCAUGGCUGUCACCUCACCUACGGAGCUCCCCACCCCUCAAACUCUACAAGAGAUAGCGAAAGUCGAAGUCUGGGACGAGGACGGGAAUAAGGUUCCUUUUGGGAGUAUAUAUGGGGAGGAGAAGGCUGUCGUUGUGUUCAUUCGUCAUUUCUUUUGUGGGCUCUGUCAGCAAUACACAUCGCAACUCGCAGCCGUAAAGUCUGAGGCGCUCCAAGCCGCGAAUACGAAGAUCGUAGUCGUGGGUUGUGGCGAGUGGAAGCUCAUGAAGGAUUAUAAGGAAAAUACAGGCUUCAAAGGCUCGAUAUACGCAGACCCCGACCGGGCUCUCUAUCGCGCUCUCGACAUGAAAGAGAAUAUGAAAGGGACGCCUGCGGGUGAGAAGAAGAGAGGAUAUCUCCAGGACAGUAUCGUGCAGAAUGUCGUCGGGGCAUUCAAGCGCGGAUUCAAGCAUCCCCUCAACAUCGGUAAACAAGGCAACGUGUCGCAGAACGGCGGAGAGUUCGUGUUCGGACCGGGGGAUACGUGCUCGUUCGCGUCGAGGAUGCAACACACUGAGGAUCACGUCGAAAUCGCGGACCUGAUGAAGGAAGCUGGUGUCGUCUUCCCUUGA